This is a messenger RNA of Komagataella phaffii GS115, 900 nucleotides long. RefSeq lists its product as hypothetical. The transcript has a single exon. Gene Ontology annotation, biological process: protein ubiquitination; protein sumoylation; double-strand break repair via homologous recombination. Gene Ontology annotation, molecular function: SUMO ligase activity; ubiquitin-protein transferase activity; zinc ion binding. NCBI's taxonomy places the organism in Eukaryota, Fungi, Ascomycota, Pichiomycetes, Pichiales, Pichiaceae. Gene Ontology annotation, cellular component: nucleus; Smc5-Smc6 complex. The coding region runs from base 1 to 900 and encodes 299 amino acids. The record is from RefSeq and is a predicted model, not a curated record.
AUGAAAACUGAACCCACUGGAAAUGGGGGAUUAGCAGGCCUGAGCGCAAUUAAACUUCCGACGUCUUUCCCACUAGUUCCAGAGGCUCAACAGGAAUUAUCGAAAGUCAAUCUCUAUGAUACCCAGUUCAGAUCAAUGGUUUCUAGAUACACGGAUCAGCUAGAACAAACUGCCUCCAAGUUCAUCUCCAAUAAGCUAGAAAUGGAGGCACUCCAACUAAUCGAUGAUCCCUUGGAAAAGGUUAGAGAAAGUAUACAGAAAGAUUGUAAGAACCUCAUCGAUGAGUUCACCAGUUCUGGAAGAAAAAUCACUGAAGAAGAGUUAGAACGAUCAAGAUAUCAGGUGGCGCUGACUGCUAUCAAGGCGCAAAAAAGAAUCAACUACAGAGAAUCGGCUGAGGUCAGCUUGGAUAAUCUGGACGUGUUGAGAGAUCAAAGAGAGGAGAUUAGUUGUGCUGAUCAAUUAGAAUCGCUAUUGUCCACAUUGGAAGUUGAUUCAGCAACUUUUGAGACCGCAAACAACAGAUUACAACUGCUACAAGAACAUUUAUUUGUGACGCUGAAUCCUGAAUCUGAACUUCCAGAUGCAGAGGAUGACGACGUGGCAAUUUCAGGGGGUAAGGUUAGUCUAAUUUGUCCUAUAUCUAAACGGCCGAUGAAAAACCCCGUCAAGAUAACGGUGUGCGGCCACUGUUUCGAAAGAACUCAUAUUUUAGAGUUCUUGCAACAAUCUCAAGGUUCUGGCUUUUGUCCCGAGUGUAGAACGUUAUUCAAGAAGCAAGAUCUAAUUGACGAUGAUUUGAUGAAACUAAGAUUGGAGGCUCAUAAUAGAGACCUUCUAAUUCUACAAUACAGGGAGAAAAAGUCCAGCCAAAUUGGCAAGAAGGAAAAUGGAACAUAA